Vitis riparia (riverbank grape) is the source of this 847-nucleotide messenger RNA. RefSeq names its product B2 protein-like. The coding region runs from base 1 to 654 and encodes 217 amino acids. The transcript has 5 exons. The record is from RefSeq and is a predicted model, not a curated record. NCBI's taxonomy places the organism in Eukaryota, Viridiplantae, Streptophyta, Magnoliopsida, Vitales, Vitaceae. Gene Ontology annotation, biological process: response to endoplasmic reticulum stress.
AUGGCGCACCAGCUGAUCAUGGGUGCUACUGCUGCAAGUCAGUACCAGACAUGGCGGAUUCCGGCCACCAGGGUAGCACACAACGGCCAAACGCAGUGGCCGGACGACGAUCACCAUCGACUGACACGGCCCAUCGACGAACCAAUGAGGAAUUGGGACACAAAACUUCAGCAUUACUUCCAUCUUCACCAGCCUGAUAGGUGGUACAGGACACUGCCCCCAUCUGAGAUGCUUCCCAGAAAUGAGGCCCUUGGGGGCUACAUCUUUGUGUGCAACAAUGACACCAUGCAAGAGGAUCUUCGCCGCCAGCUCUUUGGGCUGCCACAGAAGUAUAAGGACUCAGUUAGGGCAAUAACCCCAGGACUACCACUUUUCCUCUAUAACUACACAGCCCAUCAGUUGCAUGGGGUAUACCAGGCCAUGAGCUUUGGGGGCUCAAAUAUAGACCCAACAGCAUGGGAAGACAAGAAGUGCAGAGGAGAAUCCAGAUUUCCAGCCCAGGUUAGAAUUCGAACCAAGAAGAAAUGCAAACCACUAGACGAGGAUGCAUUUAGGCCCAUUUUGUACCACUAUGAUGGCCCCAAGUUCAGAUUGCAGCUCUCUGUGCCUGAGGCACUUGCAUUACUGGACUUGUUCGAAGAGGAGGACCCAUGAGGCAGAGGCCCUGUUAUUUCUCUUUGUUACAUAAUUGUUAUGUGAAAAAUAUGGACUUGUUUAGUUGUGUUCUUGUUCUCAGAGGAAAAAGGAAAAAAUGAAGGUUAAAAAAUAGCCAUAUUAUACCAUUUGACAUUGAAAAUUUGCAAAGAAGUGGAGAAUUUGAUCAUAAUAGAUUCGUGGAUUUCGUUGA